UUGUGAAGCGAAUCGCUGCCCAGCCAGACACACCUCCAGUACCCUUGGCGCGGCUGUAUCAUAACGUCCAAGAUCGAGAAUCCACCACGCCCUGUACGCAGCUCUGACGUGGUUUGCCAACAGAGCAAUUAGAGACGGCCCUUCCAUCCUAAAUUCAGUAUCUCUGCACGUUCUCCCGACAGCUAAAAAUCAUGUCGUCGACCUCCCCCUCGAAGGAACCGGAGGUGGAACCGGAAGUUCAAUCGGGUGAAGACCAGGAACAAAUGGACAAAGACCAACAGGACUCCCAGGCGCAGGGUCAGGGAGAGUUCGAAGUAAAGGAGCAGGACAGAUGGCUACCAAUUGCAAAUGUGGCUCGCAUCAUGAAAUUAGCUCUACCUGAGAACGCGAAGAUCGCGAAGGAGGCCAAGGAGUGUAUGCAGGAAUGUGUGAGCGAAUUCAUCUCGUUCAUCACCAGUGAAGCUUCCGACAAAUGCCAGCAGGAAAAGCGUAAGACGGUCAACGGAGAGGAUAUCCUUUUCGCCAUGACCUCACUCGGUUUCGAAAACUACGCAGAGGCACUGAAGAUCUACCUAUCGAAGUACCGCGAGACCCAAUCCGCGAGAGGAGAGCAUCAGAACCGUCCGACAAGCAGUGGGUACAACGCCGGCGGCCCCGUAGGAGGCCCUCCCGGCGGCGCUCCAUCCGGACGGCCAGUCGCACCGACGGGUCCGGGGGGCUUCCCUGAUACCACGGAUGCUGCCAAUAACAUCAUCAACCCAAGCUUGGACCCCUCUGAGCAGGAUGCUUCCGCCUACGGCUACCCUCCCAUGGUCGGCCAAGCCCACAAUGGCACUGGCGGUGAAUCCUACUAGAGUAAGCGUAUGUGUGCAGGAGAGCCAUCCAACU
Messenger RNA from Aspergillus japonicus CBS 114.51, 888 nucleotides. RefSeq names its product nuclear transcription factor Y subunit beta. Lineage: Eukaryota; Fungi; Ascomycota; Eurotiomycetes; Eurotiales; Aspergillaceae. Gene Ontology annotation, molecular function: RNA polymerase II cis-regulatory region sequence-specific DNA binding; protein heterodimerization activity; DNA-binding transcription activator activity, RNA polymerase II-specific. Gene Ontology annotation, cellular component: nucleus; CCAAT-binding factor complex. Gene Ontology annotation, biological process: regulation of transcription by RNA polymerase II. Bases 192 to 854 code for a protein of 220 amino acids. The record is from RefSeq and is a predicted model, not a curated record. The transcript is spliced from 4 exons.